Messenger RNA from Pyricularia oryzae 70-15, 954 nucleotides. RefSeq lists its product as uncharacterized. The transcript is spliced from 5 exons. The record is from RefSeq and is a predicted model, not a curated record. NCBI's taxonomy places the organism in Eukaryota, Fungi, Ascomycota, Sordariomycetes, Magnaporthales, Pyriculariaceae. Bases 43 to 954 code for a protein of 303 amino acids.
GAGAAAGAAAAAAAGAAACGACCAAAACACGAUUGUUGGAUCAUGAACGUGUAUCCACAAUGGAGAGCGUCCAUCUACAGCCUCACCAUCACCCUGAUCGUCGCUAGCACCAUCGUCGUCGUCACGCGCCUUACCUUGGGAAUCAUACAGCGCCGGUCGCUGUCCCGCCGCUUGGCCGUGCUCCUGACCGGUGAGGAGGCCUGGCUGCUCGCCGCGCACAUAUUCUCCGUGGCGACGGCCGUCAUGAACCUGAUCAUGACCUUGUUCUGGUCGGAUCUGGUCGAGCAGGCGCCGGACGGCGUGGUGACAAACCUCUCGCUCGCCGACUACAGGUACCUGUCGUACCUCCUCUUCGCCAUCUCGCUCUGCUUCCUCUCGAGCCUGUGGGCGGCAAAGUAUAGCUUCCUGUGGAUGUACAAGCCCCUGUUCAGGGACAUGCCCGUGUGCCGAAUCCUGUGGUACAUAUUGUUGGCCUUUUGCACUGUUCUACUGAUGGGUUGCUUCGUCACCGCAUUCACCGUGUGCUCCUCACUGGACGCGUCCUUCAGCGGUGGAACCUGCAAUACUCCCUUCAACACUCCACGCGGCGCUAUAACCUUUUGGUUUUCGUACGUGGCUGACCUCCUCACAGACUUGUUGAUCAUGGCCUUUCCAAUGCAACUGUUCAGGCACCUGCGGCUGCCGUUCGCUCGCAAGGUGGGCGUUGCAUGCCUCUUCUGCGCCGGCUGGGUCUGCAUCAUCAUCUCGUCGGUACGCGCGUGGCAGUUGAACAAGGUUGUGGGCCAGCCGGACCUGCAGUGGCUUGCGCUCUGGGGGACGACAGAGACCUCGGUUGUGGUCAUGACGGUCAGCGCCCCGGGCAUAUACCGCGCGGUGAACGCUCUGGCAAGGACUCGACGCUCGAGAAAAAGUUUCAACGAGCAAAAGCAGCAUAGCGACGACUUGUAUAAGUGA